GAGGGAAAGCACGACUCUUGAGGGGCGGUGUCUGAACCGUGAGCGAGCGAGCGAGAGAGAGAGAGAGCGGAGCAGAGAAGUCGAGCAGGAUGCAGACCAUAAAGUGUGUGGUGGUGGGCGACGGCGCGGUGGGCAAGACCUGCCUGCUGAUCUCCUACACGACCAACGCCUUCCCGGAGGAGUACAUCCCCACCGUGUUCGACAACUACAGCGCCCAGAUGAGCGUGGACGGCCGCACGGUCAGCCUCAACCUCUGGGACACGGCCGGCCAGGAGGAGUACGACCGCCUGCGCACGCUCUCCUACCCGCAGACCAACGUCUUCGUCAUCUGCUUCUCCAUCGGCAGCCCGUCGUCGCACGCCAACGUGCGGCACAAGUGGCACCCGGAGGUGUCCCACCACUGCCCCAGCGUGCCCGUGUUGCUGGUGGGCACCAAGAAGGAUCUGCGCAACGACCCGGACACCCUCUCCAGGCUGAAGGAGCAGGGCCUGGCGCCGACCACGCACCAGCAAGGCAGCGCCCUGGCCAAGCAGAUCGGCGCCGUCAAGUACCUGGAAUGCUCGGCGCUCAAGCAGGAAGGCGUGCGGGAGGUGUUCGCAGAGGGGGUGAGAGCGGUCCUCUACCCCAACGUCAAGAAGAACAGCAAGAAGUGUGUGCUGCUAUAGUCUUGUGAUUAGG
This is a messenger RNA of Sardina pilchardus (European sardine), 678 nucleotides long. Its product is annotated as rho-related GTP-binding protein RhoG-like. The coding region runs from base 90 to 665 and encodes 191 amino acids. Gene Ontology annotation, molecular function: GTPase activity; GTP binding; protein kinase binding. The transcript has 2 exons. Gene Ontology annotation, biological process: establishment or maintenance of cell polarity; regulation of cell shape; cortical cytoskeleton organization. Gene Ontology annotation, cellular component: cell projection; cytoskeleton; cytoplasmic vesicle. The record is from RefSeq and is a predicted model, not a curated record. Lineage: Eukaryota; Metazoa; Chordata; Actinopteri; Clupeiformes; Clupeidae.